GGAACUAAUAAACAAAAUAUAAAUGUAACCUCCUCCUAACGCGAUAUUUAUUCCUACUGUCAAAUGUAAGGGAGAUAUUAAAAAACGCGUAAAAUGCGAAUUAAACGAUGGAGAAUAAUGAGGAAUCGUUGAGCAAUCCAUGGGAGUCGUUGCCGACUGCGACCAGCUUCGACGGAGGUAAUGACAUAAGACCAACAGCACGUUUGGGUAAUGGAACCAGUAAUCAAAACCAUCGACAUGUAGUGAACACUUAUUCAGCUUCUACUAGCCUGUUAAUUGGUUCUUUGAUACAGCAGCUAUGCCUGAUGUUUGAAGCCGAUGCGACGCACAGAAACAAACUGUACUUUGCAAUAUGUGAGAAAUUGUACGAAUUGAAGCUGAUCGACAAUUCCUACAGUAUGAUAGAGUUCGAGCCGAUGAGAAACCAAUAUCGCCAAGCUUUGUACCAGCUAUUCGCCGUCGCACGCGCUGCAACCGGUUGCGAUAACAGUAUCUUAAGAAGAAUACCCAGCCCAUUAUUAAUAACGGAACGGUCGCGGUAUAACAAAGAGUUCGAGGAGAUCAGCUUAAUCGCGUCCGGAGGGUUCGGAAACGUGUUUAAGGCUCUGCACCGCCUCGACGGUAUCGAAUACGCCAUCAAGAAGAUAAUAGUACGCUCCGAUCGGGUGAAGAGCAUAGUGGAACGGUUGGACGAAGUGAAGACUCUCGCCAGAUUGAAUCACGCUAAUAUAGUGCCAUACAAAGGAGCAUGGAUCGAGCCGACCCUCCCCUCUACGAGCUUCCGUUUGAUAUCGCCUGAACAGUCUUCCGAAUCGAACGGGUCGGCGAGUAAAGGAAAGGAGAGUUCGACGGAGAACAGCGAUGCGACGAACUCUAAAGGGAACUCUAAGGGGAACUCCGGGUCGAACGGGUCGGCCGGCGGGAGAAACAGUACGGAUCAUUCAAACAGUAUAUCGUUCCGUAGCGAAGAAGGCAAUGGGUAUGGAGAGGACAAAACGAAGACCAGUGUUUCCUAUGAGGAGCGUAGCAACGAUAAAAUGCUCCUGCCGUACGUUUCACAAACGAACAAGAGGUACACGACGUUGUACAUUCAAAUGGCCCUGUGCGAGAAAACGCUGCAACGAUGGAUGGACGAGAGGGUAGGAACCACGCCGCAGGCGAUGAUCGUCGCUAUAUGGACGCAGAUCAUCUCCGGGUUGGAUUAUAUACAUUCCCGUGACAUCGUACAUCACGAUAUUAAGCCCAGUAAUAUAUUUAUAUCGACUGCUGGUCAGUUGCAAAUACAAUUAGGAGACUUCGGACUGGCGUGUCCCCUGCGUAGGGAGAACCACGGUUCUGUGUUCGGUACGCACAUGUAUGCGGCGCCCGAGCAACUCCAAGGGAAAUGCGAUCCCAAGAGCGACGUGUACAGUUUGGGAAUAGUCCUCCUGGAACUGUUGGUACAGACAAAAACUCGGAUGGAGAGGAUUGAAAUAAUCAACGGAUUGAAGAGGGGGCAGUUGCCGACUGCUUUGGCUGCUACUUAUCCCAGAUGGGCACACGUGGUCAGCCAAUUGGUUCAAAUAGAUCCAAAGAAGAGACCUACCACGAAUCAAUUAUUAUUGGACCUGAACGAAGAUAAGGAUACAAUCAUAGCCCGUUUAAAGAACGAUCUCUCCGAGAGGGAUAAACUGAUAGAGGUAUUAGAAGACAGGAUAUCUAGGCUACAACAGCAGAUUACCAAACAUGAUAAUAACUCAAGAAAUAUGUAAAUUAUUUUGUUUUUAAUGGGUAGAAUAAAUUUUUUUUAGAAUUUUC
Molecule: messenger RNA, 1797 nt
Organism: Ceratina calcarata
Lineage: Eukaryota; Metazoa; Arthropoda; Insecta; Hymenoptera; Apidae
Product: eukaryotic translation initiation factor 2-alpha kinase 1
Exons: 8
Coding region: 108-1751 (547 amino acids)
Biological process (GO): regulation of translational initiation by eIF2 alpha phosphorylation
Cellular component (GO): nucleus; cytoplasm
Molecular function (GO): ATP binding; eukaryotic translation initiation factor 2alpha kinase activity
Source: RefSeq, a predicted model, not a curated record